This is a messenger RNA of Opisthorchis viverrini, 1512 nucleotides long. RefSeq lists its product as hypothetical. The record is from RefSeq and is a predicted model, not a curated record. Lineage: Eukaryota; Metazoa; Platyhelminthes; Trematoda; Opisthorchiida; Opisthorchiidae. The transcript is spliced from 10 exons. The coding region runs from base 1 to 1266 and encodes 421 amino acids.
AUGGCAAGCAACGGUUUUCAGCCUCAGUUCAUAUCAGCCGGCUUCAUCAUUGAGCUAGUCGAACCGCGUGCCCAUUAUCCUGGUCUUUUCGGUUCCCACAGUGUUGUGUCGUCCGGAGAUAGCGCUAAUCCGCCACUCAAAGGUCCCCUCUUCCUGUGCUUCAAGUGGAAGACAGUUGGAUUCUUUCUUCGGCGAUGCCGUACGUACUCAACUAGCGUACUUGUGCUUUUCCGGGCGAGAUCUAGUAUCGCGGUCUGUUUUUGUGUAUUUUAUUGUCGGACUUCUGAUUUACAGAAGUUCCCUGUCUUACCAAAUACCAGCCCAUACUACGUGUUUCAUGUAGUUACCCUCUUGAAGAAUAUUUGCAUCCCGGGGUCUCAGCGAUGCUGGGAACUUAUUCCACAAGAUAUUUCUCCCCGAGUUGGAUCUGAUGCCAAAGAUCGCUAUAGAAAGAAAUAUGGUUCCCAACGAAGUUAUUACAGUCGCGCGUCGAGUCUAUCUAAGGGCAAGUUAAAAUAUCUGUUUCCCACUGCGGCGGCUUUGGGUGGCAUUUACAUCGCAAGUCGAAUGAGGCCGCGCAUUCACUUACGGUCUUAUCAUGAUCUCUACCAGUACACAGUAUGCGAAGGUCGACACGUCGAAGUGAGCAGUCUGUCUGGUGAUGUACGUACUUAUUCCCACUUCUUGUGUCCGGAUGACCCGAACCAACCGUUUGAACGCUACUGUUGUUGGGAUAAACUGCGAGGAUCCGGUGUGUGCUGUUCAUACGACGAGAAAGUACGAUACUACACAUACAGCAAAUGGGGAUUACUCGGCGGAGCGAUCUGUGUCAUCUGCGUAGUUGUCCUGGUCGGCUUGUUGGUUUACUGUCUCUGCUGCCGACGCCGCCGCUCUCCUGGUACUCCUCCACCUGUUCCGGUUCAUACCCCGCAGUCACCGGGAGCUUACACAGGUCCACCGGCCAAACCGACAUAUCCGGGCGCAGUGACGCCAUAUCCAACCGGGCAAGGAGGUCCAACGUUCCCGUCUCCACAGCAUGCUCCAACUCCAGUUCUACCCUCAGCUCCCCAGCCUGGAUCGGGCUGGGGUGCUCCCGUCGCCAACGCACCCGGGUCAGGUUGGACGGACGUACCGCCACCACCAUAUUCUGCAGUGCAGCAGUACACUACUCAGCUGCCUGCACCACCUCCGCCGCAGUUUUUCACUGCGCUCAACUUCCAAAUUCGGUUGUCUACCAGGACUUUCAAAAGAUCGGCCAUAAUUUGAUGCCAAGCAGAGACAACCACCCAGCGCAAUCUUUCUCUGUACACACCAGUCCUUUAAACCGUUUCUUGUUUGGCCUAUCCUACACAGCUCUCAUGAUUUUAUUUUUUUCUCCAUCUGUAAUACCUCUACUUGCUAUAACCUACAUGUGAAUUCUGAUUGGUUUAAUUCCAGUGACUUUACUCCUAUAAGAUGUUGUGAAUUGCAUACUAUCGCUUAUGUAAACAAAUGGUCGCAUCAUGCUUUUAC